AUGAAUAAAAAACCUAUUCAAAAUAGUCAAAAACCAUUUGGAAACACCAAAUAAAAAAAACCAGUAGAAAGACCUGGUCUUACCGAUGAUGAAAUAGAAGAAAUAAAAGAAGCUUUUAAUCUUUUUGAUACCGAAGGAAGUGGAAAAAUAGAUCCAAAGGAACUCAAAGCUGCAAUGUAAUCACUUAAUUUCCACUUAAAAAAUCCCACAAUAUAUAACAUGAUAGCUGAUUUAGAAAACGAAGGACCCGAAAUUGAAUUCGAAUAAUUCUUAGACGCUAUAACUUCAAAAUUAGGAGAUAAAGAAUCAAGAGAUGGUAUUAAUAAAAUAUUUGAAUUAUUUGAUGAUGAUCAUUCAGGAAAUAUAAACUUAACUAAUUUAAAAAGAGUUGCAAAAGAACUUGGUGAAACUAUGACUCCUGAAGAAUUAUAAGAAAUGCUUGAAAGAGCCUCUUAAAAUGGAAAAGAAAUUACCCCCGAAGACUUUUAUUAAAUAAUGACUAAAAAAACUUUCUGA
Molecule: messenger RNA, 516 nt
Organism: Ichthyophthirius multifiliis
Lineage: Eukaryota; Ciliophora; Oligohymenophorea; Hymenostomatida
Exons: 1
Biological process (GO): centriole replication; mitotic cell cycle
Cellular component (GO): centriole; centrosome
Molecular function (GO): calcium ion binding
Source: RefSeq, a predicted model, not a curated record